UCACCAGAAACCAUGGGUCUCCUGCAAGUUUUUACCUCACACGCUCCCGCUAUCCAAUUACAGAUAGUCCAAAGAUGCAGCCUCUUCUAACACUUUUCAACGUAGAGCACUGGGAACCCCUCUCGACUGGCCAGAGGCCAAGAAGAGUGCGGAUCAGGUCCGCGAGUGGGGUAUCAAGGUUCGAGCGCCUCUCUCUGUCUCUUUGCCUCUCGCUAUGAAACAACUUCACACGAGGCUGUUGUCGAUGCUCGGGGUCAUGAAAGUAUUGCUGACCUGAGCCUGUUUUGGUUGGAUUAGCAACUCCUAGAGAUAUGGAACAAGGCCAAGAGCAAAGAGCGCGAUGCUAUGCUCUGGGGUGAUGAGGUCGAGUACUUGGUCGUGACCUACUCAAAGGAUGAGCCCAAGGUCCGUCUGUCUCUUAGACAAGCCGAGAUUCUCACAGCACUCGCCGAGAGCCCGGAUCUCGCAAAGGAGGGAGGCUGCGUACCAGAGCUCCAGGAAGUCGCCAGGGAACAGUCGUCAGUAACCCUCCCCGUCUUCCACCCGGAAUUCGGUCGCUUCAUGCUCGAAGCUACACCCGGCAAACCCUGGGGCAUCGGCUUCAAGGAGCUCCUCGACGUAGAGCCCGACAUGAAGCUCCGCCGCAAGAUCGCAAAGGACCACAUGCAUAGCAACGAGUACCCCAUCACCCUCACAACCUUCCCCCGCAUCGGCUGCCCGGGCGACUUCACGGAACCCUACUACCCUCCCUCGGGCCCCAAACUCCGCUCCCAGUUCGUGCCCGACGAGAUCGCCAACCCGCACAUUCGCUUCCCCACCCUCGCCGCCAACAUCCGCUGGCGCCGCGGCCGCAAAGUCCAGGUCAACGUGCCCGUCUUCCACGACACCAACACGCCCAACCCCUGGAAGGAUCCCACCGUCAACCGCGACCUGCACAACUGGCCCGAGGACGACGACGUCCGCGACGGCGGCGCCGCCCCGGACAACUUUAUCCACAUGGAUGCCAUGGCGUUCGGCAUGGGCAGCUGCUGUCUGCAGAUUACCUUCCAGGCCAAGAACAUCACCGAGGGCCGCAAGAUGUACGACCAGCUCAGCCCGCUGGGGCCCAUCAUGCUCGCCCUGACGGCGGCCACGCCCGUGUAUAAGGGAUUCUUGGCCAAUACCGACGUGAGGUGGAAUCAGAUCAGCCGGGCCGUGGACUGCCGAACCCCUGAGGAACUCGGAGAAAAGCCCCUGAAAAACGAUCGCUGGCGCAUCCCCAAAUCCCGUUACGCCUCAAACUCAACCUACAUCUCCACAGACCCGCGCCUCCGCCAGGAGUACCUCGACCCGAACCUCGUCAUCGACGAGUCCAUCAAAUCCAAACUCAUGGACGGCGGCAUGGAUGACCGCCUCGCCACCCACUUUGCCCAUCUCUUCAUCCGCGACCCCAUCGUCGUCUUCGAGGAAGACCUCCAGGAGCUCGACCUCUCCAAGACGGACCACUUCGAGAACCUCCAGUCCACAAACUGGCAGCACAUGCGCUUCAAACCACCUCCGGCCGACAACUCCAUCGGCUGGCGCGUCGAGUUCCGCCCCAUGGAGAUCCAGCUCACCGACUUCGAAAACGCCGCUUUCUCGGUGUUCAUGGUCCUCGUCACCCGCGCCAUCCUCUCGUUCGACCUCAACUUUUACAUUCCCAUCACCAAAGUCGACGAGAACAUGGAGCGCGCACACGCCGUCGACGCAGUCCUCAAGGAGAAGUUCUUCUUCCGCAGAAACCCCUUCCCCGGCCGCCAGGUCCGCGUCAACAACUUCAUCCAGGGCGACGACACCGCCACUGCGAGCAGACCAGGCUCCCGCCCCGGCUCAGCAGUCCCAAGCCGCCCGCCAACCCCCGUCGGCCCCGUCGAAGACGAAUACGCGGAAAUGACAGUCAACGACAUCAUCAACGGCAACCCGGACUCCUCGGACAGCUUCCCGGGCCUGAUCCCCCUCGUAGAAUCCUACCUCGACAGCGUAAACGUCGACGUCCAAACCCGCUGCGAACUCGACACCUACCUCCGCCUCAUCAGCCAGCGCGCCUCGGGCCAGCUCGACACCGCCGCCCGCUGGCUCCGCAACCUCGUCGACGUCCACCCGGGCUACCACCACGACAGCGUCGUGGGCGAGGACGUGCAAAAGGACAUCAUCGCCGCCGUCGUCGCCAUCGGCGAGCGCGAGACGGCCGGAGCCGGGUUCGAGGGGUUGGAUAUCCACGGCCUGCCGAAGCUGCUCGGGAACUUCCGCCGGGGCUGCGGCGGCAGCGGAGAGCAGCAGCAGUUGCAGCAGCCGGAGGUCUCCGCGAGGAAGAGGAAGGCUUCUGAACAGGCUUAGAUGCGGUGGCCACGUACGUAGGUCGGUACGUAGGGCGGUUUGGAUCACUAGCACUAUGGAGGCAUGUAGACACUAUCACGACCGAGGCAUUGGGUCCCAAAAAGCAAAGACAUCCCGAGGUCCAGGGGGUCAAGAAAGGGAAUUGGGGGGGAAGCAGAGUAGGGUCUCGACGCCAUCAGCCACAUGGAAGCUCGCAUGCGGCGGCGACUUGGAUAGGAUGCUCGUGCACGUAAUGAACUCAUAGACUCAAAAAGCAUAUAACAAGACAGCAAUGGCAAGUCCAACCAUGACG
Molecule: messenger RNA, 2647 nt
Organism: Colletotrichum acutatum
Lineage: Eukaryota; Fungi; Ascomycota; Sordariomycetes; Glomerellales; Glomerellaceae
Product: glutamate-cysteine ligase
Exons: 4
Coding region: 346-2355 (669 amino acids)
Biological process (GO): glutathione biosynthetic process
Cellular component (GO): glutamate-cysteine ligase complex
Molecular function (GO): glutamate-cysteine ligase activity
Source: RefSeq, a predicted model, not a curated record